Molecule: messenger RNA, 14632 nt
Organism: Oryctolagus cuniculus (rabbit)
Lineage: Eukaryota; Metazoa; Chordata; Mammalia; Lagomorpha; Leporidae
Source: RefSeq, a predicted model, not a curated record
AGCGAGGCCGGCGUGGGAUUCUGCGGGCAGCCAUUGUGGCGUGCUGUGGCACUGCCUACGUGGGUCCUGGCGCGUCUGUCGCUUGGUCCUGAGGGCACUCCGGCCACUGCUGGAGAUGAGCGAUCCGCGGUCCACCCCGAGGACUCGCAGUUUGGACCGGGUCGUAGCUGCGUGGACCCCUGAGGCCCCCACGAACUGCCCUGUAGGGAGGGAUCCGAGCCCGAGCCCGAGCCCGGAUCUCGUCCAGCCCCUCAGGACUGUGGGCGGGAUGUGUGUGUGUGUGUGUGUGUGUGUGUGAAGUUAGUGUAGUGGUUACCCCCGGAAGGAUAGGGGCGUGUUGGUUGGGAAAAGGCACAGGGGAACCCAAAGGGAGUGGGGUGGGAGUUGCAGGGGUGUGUGGAUAUGUAAGGAUUCAUGGAGCCCUACUCUUAAGGGGUGUCCUCUACUCACUUUUACAAUAUAACUUAAUUUUUAAAAUAACAGGAUCGUGAGAAGUACUCCAUUCGUCCUUAGGCUGCACGAGACACCCAUGGUAUGAGCAGUCCUCACCAGGAUUUAGCUAGCUUUCAAAGCUACAAACCAUAUGAAGAAAAAGAAAGGAUUUCUGAGAGGUAAAAAGGAGUGACAGCUCCUGGCACGGCGAAGAGCACGCGCAGAUCAUUUAAGGACUGACUGAGGGGAUUCAUGGCAAAAGAAAGAAUUCCAUAUGAAAUGAAGUCUACAGCUGUCAAAAAAUAUCACACAGCUCUGUACCUUCCUGAAAGGAUGUCUCUGAGCCUCCAUAGCUCCCUGUUGUGAGUCGCACUGAUGACUUAGCCUGCAAGUGCCACAGCCUGGAAGAUGAGGCACCAAGGAAAUGCCACGUGAGGACACAAUGUGGAAGAGAGGGCUCUCGUUAAGAACUUGACUGUGCUGGAGCUCUGCUGUAGGACUUCUGGCCUUCAGAACCGUGAGAAAUAAAUGUCUGAACUUUAAGUCAUCCAGUCUACGGUAGUUUGCAGCCUGCACUAAGACAUCAGAUGAGUAUAUCAUUUGCCAGUAUUUUCUUCCAUUCUUUGAAUUGCAUUUUUGCUGUAUUGAUGAUGUCCUCUUAUGAACAAUGUUUUUAAUUUUGAUGAAGUCCAACUUAUCUGUCAUUUCCUUUUGCUGCUUAUACUUUGAUGUCAUUUCCAAGAAAUCAUUGCCAAACAGGACAUUCUAUGUUUCCCUGUUUUUUGCAAAGUUUUAUGGUUUUAGCUCUUGGGUUCAGGUGUUUGGUCAAUUUUGAGCUAAUUUUUGUAUGGGUGUAGGUAAGGUUACUUCUUUAAAAAAAUUAAAGAUUUAUUUAUUUAUUUGUUUAUUUAUUGAAAGGCACAGUCACAGAGAGGCAGAGGUAUAGAGAGAAAGAGACCUUCCAUCUGCUGGUUCACUCCCCAAGUGGCAGCAAUAGCCAUAGCCGGGUUGAUCUGAAGCCAGGAGCCAGGAGCUUCUUUUGGGUCUCCCCUGUGGUUGCAGGGCCCCAAGUAUUUUAGCUAUCUUCUGCUACUUUCCCAGGUGCAUUAGCAGAGAGCUGGUUUGGAAGUGAAGCAGCCAGGACUUGAACAAUUGCCCAUAUAGGAUGCUGGCACUGGAGGCAAUGGCUUUACCUGCUUUGACACAGUGCUGGCCCCAGUCCUCUUUUUUUUUUUUUUUUUUUCUGUUCUGCUCUCCUUGUGUGUGUAUACAUGCGCACACACGUGUAUCAAGUUUUCCCAGGACUGUUUGAAAGACCAUAUUUUCCUCAUUGAAAUGGUCUUGGCAAAAAGGGAAGGGAAGGGAAGGACAGGGCAGGGCAGGGAAGGGGAAAAAAAAUGGUCUUGGCAUCAUUGUCAAAAGUCAUUUCACCAUAUAAGUAAGAAAUUGUUUCCAGGCUCUUUAGCUUAUUCCAUUGUUCUAUAUAUCUGUAUUCAAGCUACUACCAUGUUGUGUUGAUUUUCAUAGCUCUGUAAUAAGUUUUGAAAUCAAAAAUUUUCUAACUUUGUUCUCUUUUUUCCAAGAUUGUUUUAGCUAUUGAGGACACUUAGAGAUUACAUAUGAAUUAUGGGAUGGAGUUUUCUAUUUCUGCAGAAAAUACUGUUGGGAUUUUGAUAGGCCCAAGUGCUUGGAUCCCUUCCAUGCAAGUGGGAGUCGGAUGAAGCUAUUGGCUCUUGGCUUCAGGUUGGCCAGCUCUGGCCACUGUAGCCAUAUGAGGAGUGAACCAGCAGAUGGAAGAUAUCUCUCUCUCUCUAACUCUGCCUUUUAAGUAAAUAAAUAAAUCUUUAAAAAACAUCACUGUAUAAAUGUUUUACCUCCUUUAUUAAGUUAAUUUCUAAGUACUUUAUUUUUUAAAUACUAUUGCAAAUAGAACUGCUUUUUUUCCUUCUUAGAUUGUUAGUUAUUAGCAUAAAGAAAGACCUCAAUAGACAGUUCUCGAAAGAAAUACAAAUGGCCUACAAAUAUAUGAAAUAAUGCUCAAUAUCUCUAGCCAGCAGAGAAAUACAAAUCAAAAUCACCAGGAAGCAUCACCUCGCUCCUGUCAGAACAGCAAAAAUAUUAAAGACAGAGAGUUAAAAAUGCCAACAUGUGUGUGGAGAAAGGGAAAUACAGAUACACUGUUGAUAGGAAUGUAAAUUAAUGCAGCCACUUUGGAAAACAGUAUAGAGAUUUCUUAGAAAACUGGAAAUACACUUGCCAUAUGAUCCAGCGAUCCCACUUCUGGCUAUAUAUGCAAAAGACAUGAGCGUGUUGUAUCAAAGAGGUUCCUAGUAGCACUAUUCACAAUAGCCAAAUAUGGGAUCAACCAAGAUGUCCAUCAUCAGAUGAAUGGAUAAAGAAAAUGUGGCAUACGUAUAAGUACACAAUGGAAUAUUAUUCAGCUAUAAAAAAUGAAGUUCUACCAUUUGCAAUAAUGGAUGCAAUUGGAGGACAUAAUGUUGAAUGAAAUAAGUUGGACACACAAAGACAAAUACCACAUAUUCUCCCUUAGAUAUGAGAGCUAAAAGAAAAAGAGAAAAAAAGAGAACUAAAUGUCUCUGUGUAUCAGAAUUGUUGCAAAUGUAGUUUUGUCAGUCUUUGUUUUAUACUUUUGUCAAACUAGUGGUUAAUCAUGUUAUAUUGCUAUAGUUUUAACGAUCUGUGAUUACUUUAAAAUUUACUAUAUGUGGGUGAAAUGGUCAUUUUUCCAACUAUUGUUUAUAUCCCUUGCCUAUAUUCUCACUAAACUAGGGUCUUUUGCUUUUUAUUUGCUAAGCAUUUUAUUUAGUGGGGCAUUAAACCCUUGGCUGUAAUAUAAAUUAAGAAUAUAUUAUCCCAAAACCAAAAUAAGAAAGAAAGGAAGAAAGAAAGAAAGAACGAAAGAAAGAAAGAAAGAAAGGGGGAGAAAGAAGAAGUGUGGAAGGGAAAGAGGGGAAGGUAGGGAGCCAAGAAAGAGGGGAAUAUCAUUAUACUGCUACAAUUGUAUCUAUGAACUAUAUUGAAUUUGUUAAAAACUAAAAAAACUAUCCUCCGCCUAGCGGCGCCGGCACACCGGGUUCUAGUCCCAGUCGGGGCGCCGGAUUCUGUCCCGGUUGCCCCUCUUCCAGGCCAGCUCUCUGCUGUGGCCAGGGAGUGCAGUGGAGGAUGGCCCAGGUGCUUGGGCCCUGCACCCCAUGGGAGACCAGGAAAAGCACCUGGCUCCUGGCUCCUGCCAUCGGAUCAGCGCGGUGCGCCCGCCGCAGCGCACCGGCCGCGGUGGCCAUUGGAGGGUGAACCAACGGCAAAAGGAAGACCUUUCUCUCUGUCUCUCUCUCUCUCACUGUCCACUCUGCCUGUAAAAAAAAAAAAAAAACAAAAAACAAAAAAAAACCACUUUUUUAAAAAAAAAAGUACAACUGGGUUUCAUAUGUUGAUUUGGCAUGGUACAACUUUGCUGAAUUUAUUAGUCCCAAAAGUUGUUUUAGGGGAACUUUAAUCUAAGAUUAUGUCCUUGGGAAACAGACAAUUAUUUUUCUUUUCCAAUUUGGAUGAUUUUAUUUCUUUUUCUUGCCUAGUUGCUCUGCCUAGAAUUUUCAGCAAUAUAUUGAGUAGAAGUAGCAAAAGUAAACAUUGUUGUUUUGUCCAUGGUAUUAGAGAAAGAUAUUUAAGUCUUUCACCAUUGAAUAUAGUAUUAGCUAUGUGUUUUUCAUAUAAAGCCUUUAUUAUGUUGAGAUAAUUUCCUUCUAGUGCUAGUAUAUUUUUUUAAUCAUGAAGGAUGUUGAAUUUUGUUAAAUGCUUUUUCUGCAUCAGUUGAGGAAAUUAUGAUUCCUCCCAAUGUUUCAGUAUCAGGUAUUACAUUAAUUGACUUUUGUAUGUUAAACUGUACUUGCAUGUUAGCAAUAAAUCCUACUUGGUGAUGGUGAAUGAUUGAACUCAUUCUUAAACUAAAUGAAAUAGAGAAUUUUGUAUGCUCCUGCUAAUUAGCAUUUGGGGAGUCUGAGAAAACAAGAGUAACGUUAGAGACUAGAAAAAUAUAUUUCCUCAAAUAUAAAUUAUGCUAUGAGUGAGUAUGCUUCAAUAUGUUACUUAAGUGUUGAUGUGUGUUGGGGGUAGAUGGACGACAAGUUAUUAUAAGUGUGGUUUUUUUUUUUUUAGAUUUUUUAAUUUAUUUGAAAGGCAGAGUUAUAGAGAGAGAGACAGAGAUAGAGAAGAGAGAUCUACCAUUCACUCCCCCAAUUGGCCACAAUGGCUAGGACUGGGCCAGGUCAAAGCCAGGAGCCUGGAACUCCAUCUGUGUCUCCCCAUGAGUGCUAGGGGCCCAAGCACUUGGCCUGUCUUCCACUGCCAUCCCAGGCACAUUAGUAGAGAGCUGGAUCAGAAGUGGAGCAGCCAGGACUCAAACCAGUGCUCUGAUGUGGGAUAUGGGCAUCACAGGUGUCAGCUUAGCCCAUUGCAUCACAGUGCCAGCUCCUAAGUAUGAGUUCUAGAGUCAAACUGCUUCUGUUCAAAUCAUGUCUCUGCCACAUACUAGUUGGAUAACCUAGACAAGUUUUUAACUUUUUUAUGCUUCAUAAAAUAGAGGUUAUAAAAUAGGUGGUAAAACAGGCCUACUUCAAGGUUGUUGUGAGGUAUUUAUUAAGCAUUUCAAAUAGUACAUGGGGGCCAGCGUUGUGGCUUGGCAGGUUAAGUCACUGCCUAGGAUGCCUGCAUCCCAUAUGACUGGCUAUUUGAGUCCUGGCUGCUCCACUUCCAAUCCAGCUCCCUGAUAAUGUGCCUGGGAAGGCAGUGCAGGAUGGCCUAAGUGCUUGGGCCCCUACCACCCACAUGGGAGACUUGGCUGGAGUUCCAGGUUCCUGGUUUCAGCCUGGCCCAUUGCAGCCAUUUAAGGAGAGAACACAUGGAUGGAAGAUCCCUCCCCCCGUAACUCUGCCUUUGCAAUAAAUAAAAUAGAAUUUUUAAAAUAAAAAAGGAAAGAAAAAAAAAAAAGAAUAGUACUUAGCAGGCCAGCAUUGUGGUGAUUGUGAUGCAUCAGGUUGAGCCACCAGUAUCUCAUAUCAGAGCACUGGUUUGAGUCUUGGCUGCCCUGCUUCCAAUCCAGCUCCCUGCUGUUGUACCUGGGAGGGCAGCAGAGGGUAGCCCGUGGGAGACUCAGGUGGAGUUCUAGGCUCCUGGCUUCAGCCUGGUCUGGCUCAGCCAUUGCAGCCAUUUGGAGAGUGAACCAGCAGAGGAAGGAUCUCUCUCUCUCUCUCUCUCCCUUUCAAAUAAAUAAAAAGAGAAUAAAGAAUAGUACUUAACAUAUAAUAAGUGCUUUGUAAAUAUAACUAUCAUUAUAUAAUUAUACUUUGAGUAAUGGAUGAUAUGCGUAUUUUGCUGAAUCCAAGCUUAAAAACAAAUUGUCAACUAAGCUAUUUAGUGACAAGCAAAUCAUUUACAGCUAAGCAACUAUAGACAGAAAUCUUUAUACUAGAUAAAAGAGCGUCAGCUUUACCACUUGUGCAUAUCAUCCUAGUUACACCUGAAAAGAAGUGAAGAUGUUAAUCCUUUAAUACUCAUUCAGGUAAAAAGAAAUAAUCUUCCUAUCUGCAGAGACUGCACACAAGUGUAGACAGCUGACCUUGAAACUUCUUACUACCUACAGUAACUGUCACGUUUGCCCUCCUCCCCACCCCAGCGGAUCUGGUAUUAUCAUAAAUCAUACUUGUCUGUCGCUCACGCUAGAACCUACUUUCCUCAAGGUCAGAGUGUAUGCCUCGCUUUCUCUGUAGUGUCAUGCCUUCCAACACAGGCCCUCAACCUCAGCACACAGAUCCUGGGUGAAUUCUCUGCUUCCAUUCAAUCGAUCAUUGCUCUCUGCAGUAUAAUAUAAAGUAAAAAAGCCAGGGACAUGAGAGAUGUAGAUUUAAAUUCUGCCAUCCUCCACUGCCCUCCUGGGCCACAGCAGAGAGCUGGCCUGGAAGAGGAGCAACCAAGACUAGAACCCAGUGCCCAUAUGGGAUGCCGACGCCACAGGUGGAGGAUUAACCAAGUGAGCCACGGCACCGGCCAAAUAAAUUUAUCUUUUUAAAAAGAGCCAGAUUAUCAGGAAAAUAUAAUUAAAGCAGCAUACAAUUUAGAUACUUGCAAUUUACUUUAGAUUCACUAGAAAUACUUUUAGUGUAAGUAUUUCCCAUGCAGUAUUUUUCUUUUACCUCAGUGUACAUAUGCAUAGGCAAUUAGAAAUCAUUCUAGCUUAACUGAGCAUCUUUAUGUUUUAUUUGAUAAAUCUGUCAAGCCUGGUGAUUCCAGGAUCUGAACUUAGAUCUUCUCAUUCCAUAUAUAUUGCUGUUUCCCCUCUGAUCUUCCCUUCAAGUGAUUUCACAAACUAACCAACCACUUGAGUAUGUUUGGAAUUAAAUUGCACAGUGCCUUUAACACACUUUGCUGUGCCUUAGACCUUUGAAAAAUGCCCCCGGACAGGAAAUACAGUCUCAUCUUCAUGCCUCUCUUUGCCUCCCAUAGACCCUUCUUCAGGACAUUUGUUUUGUUUUGUUUUGUUUUUCAGUUAGGCCAUGUUGAAGAUUCUUUUCACUGUUGGAAGUUGAAGUCAGUAGCAUUCUGGGAUUAUCAUUUAUAACAACUCUCCAAUUUGUUUGAAAUGCCCAAAAUCAGCAAAGAGGAAACGGAAAGGUACAGACUAGAAUUGUAUUACUUUAAGAGGAUUCAUAAAAAAUGUUGUUAUUGUGCUUCUAAUCAAUACUAUUUAUGUAGUUGACAAAGUGCUUUCAUGUACAUUAUCCUAUAUGAUUGUCAAAUAGGUCUAUGGAGGUAGUUUAUACCUGUUUUUCUGUAGAAACUAAGAUUUUGUUGUGUAAAAUGGCAUCCUGGAUUGUGCAGCUGGUAAAUACCAGAGCUAUGGACUUGGCCCACAUCUUAUACACCCAGGUCCUGAGCGUUUCCACUGCAUGAAGCUUCAGCAUGGACGUGAGAAGCACGCAGCUACUGGGGCUGCCUGUUGGUUUGUUAAUUUGAUUAAGAGUCCACUCUCCAAUCUCAUUUAGCACACAUUGUUAGCAACAAUCUAGGAUAUGCCUAGUUUUAGUUUAAGUUUUUACAACAACUCAUGUGCCAUUAGUAAAUUCAGAAUAGAUUUUAUGAACAUCAUAACUGUUCUACCUCAGAAUUCUUGGAACCGGGUUGACAAAUCUGGAAGGCAUAGAGCAGAUUGGGCCAAGUUGUUCAGUAUUCUCCAUGUUUAUUCCUGGGGACUCCUGGAAUGAGCUGAACCAGUUGGACCCAUCUGAAGGAAUGGGCCUGGGACCCUUUUGUUUCAGAUUUAGAUUCAACAUGCAUUUUUUAAAAUAUAUUUAUUAUUAUAUUUAUACUUCUAUUUUAUUCAUAGCUAUAUUAGGCAGAGAGUUAGAGACAGAAUGAGAUUUUCCAUCCUUUGGUUCACUCCCCAAAUGCUGGCAGCAGCCAGGGAGGAACGAGGCCAAAGCCAGGAGUCUGAAACUCAUUUCAGGGCUCCUAAGUGGAUGUAUUUGAGCCAUCACCUGCUGCCUCCCAGGGUGCACAAUAGCAGGAGAUAUGGAAUGGGAAGCGGAGCCAGGACUGACACCCAGGCACUCUGAUAUGGAACACAGGUGUCCCAGGAGGCAUCUUGACUGCUCUGCAAAACUCACAACCCUGACAUGCGCUUUUUGUCCGCCAAUUAUAUGCAAAGCACUUUCACAUAUGAUGGCUCAUAUCCAAAGCCCUUUCCUUCCAAGCUAUAUUCUACUUCAAGAUGUGGGAUUUAAAACUCUAAAAGGUUAAGAGGCCAUAAAUUUUAAAAGUCAUGUGACAAUAAAAUUCAGGAAGAAGGUUAUAAGCAGCAAAAUUGCUACUGUUUCUUGCCUGACUGUAAGUGCCCAGGAAAUCUUUACUGUAUUUAAUUGAAAGCAUAGUUUAGGAUAUGGUAUUGGCAUUCCUGAUCCAGAAAUCUGAGUACCCAGGUGAUUUGACUUAGAACUUCAUUAUUGGGAAAUCAAUACUUACUGCCCUGCUAUUUCCCCAUAUGUUUCAAAGACAUAAAGGAGAGGCAGGAAUUUGGCCUAGCAGUUAGACACUAGUUAAGAUGCCUGACUCCCACAUCCAAGUGCCUGGGUUUGAUUCCUGGCUCUGGCUUCUGGCUCCAGCUUCCUACUCAUGCAGUUGCUGGAAGGCAGCAGUGAUGGCUCAAAUAGUCAGGUCCCUGCCACCCAUGUGGGAGACCUACACUGAGUUCGUGGCUUCCAGUUUUUGUCCCUCUAACUGUCAUAGGCAUUUGGAGCAUGAACUAGCAGAUGGGAACUUGUCUAUCUGUCUCUCAAAUAAUAAAAAUGUAAAAAUUAAACAAAGGAAAGAAUUAGGCUCCUCAACAUUAAGAAGGUAUGUGAAAGUCAUUUUAUUGGUUUAUUUUUGUAGUAUCAUAAGUUGCAUCAUGACACUCUACCAAAGUAAAAGGGGAGUAAAGCAGAAAUAUUUCUCUGUAAGCCAGAGGAAGAUUCACAUUAACUGAGGAGACCAUAUUAUCUGAACUCCAAAUUGGAACACUUGGUUUGAAAAGUAUAAUUUCAUUUAGGACACAAUAAGAGAAAAUAUUUAGAAUCAAACAAGAGUACUAACAUCAGUGGUCUGGUCAGCUCACUGGAAAAGUAAUGACAAUCUGAGAUUUCACUUCUUGAUUAAAUUGCUUUGGCUGUCCAUCUUCCUUAUGGUUCAAAAAGAAAGAGAGAGAGAGAGAGAGAGAGAGAGAGAGAGAGAGAGAGAGAGAGAUGGCUAUCAAUGAGCCUACUUCUUUCUUUGUUAAAGCAUACAAGAUGAAAGUAGGUUAAAUUUCAAGGAACUGGCUGGCACCGCGGCUCACUAGGCUAAUCCUCCGCCUAGCGGCGCCGGCACACCGGGUUCUAGUCCCGGUCGGGGCACCGGAUUCUGUCCCGGUUGCCCCUCUUCCAGGCCAGCCCUCUGCUGUGGCCCGGGAGUGCAGUGGAGGAUGGCCCAGGUGCUUGGGCCCUGCACCCCAUGGGAGACCAGGAAAAGCACCUGGCUCCUGGCUCCUGCCAUCGGAUCAGCGUGGUGCGCCGGCCGCAUCGCGCUGGCUGCGGCGGCCAUUGGAAGGUGAACCAACGGCAAAGGAAGACCUUUCUCUCUGUCUCUCUCUCUCUCACUGUCCACUCUGCCUGUCAAAAAAAAAAAUUUUUCAAGGAACUUUUAAAUUUUAUUUUUUGUGUAUUUGAACGUAGGGGUGGGGGAAGUGAGAGAUUGAGAGAUAGAUAGAUAUCUCCCAUCCACUGGUUUCACUCCCCCAGAUGCCGCAAUAGCCAAGGUUAGACUAGUCUGAAGUCAGGAGUGUGGAACUCAGCCUUUCCAUGUCUCUCAAGUACCCAGAUACUUGAGCCAUCUCCUGCUGCCUCCCAGGGUGCGCAUAAGCAGGAAGCUGAAAUUGGAAAUGGAGAUGAGACUAAAACCCAGCCACUACAAUAUGGUAUGUGGGCAUUCCAAGUGGCAUCUUAAUUGCUACACCAAAUUCUCACGCCUCAAGGAGCUUUGAAAUGAAGGAGACUCAAAGUCACACAAAAAAACUACAGAAGCAUUUAUUUGCACAAGAAAUCUUUUCAAAUAAAGAUCUAAAGACAUUACCAUGUGAUGCCCUUGAUUUACACUGUAACAAGACAGAGACGUUCCUUCCUGUAUUUAGAAAGACUGCCUCAUCCUAAGUACCCAGUAACUCACCAUUCCCCCUGGCCGCAUCCCCCUUCCUCAACUCCCACCCCUUCCCUGCCUCUUUCUCACUGUGCUAACAGUGCAGGUCAUCUUAACACGUCUCCAAUCCACAUAAACACGCAGGGCUGGAAGAGCAUUGAUAGCAUGGACAAAAUGCAACAAGUAAUAGCUUCUGUGUGAGGGUGGCUGCUUCUUUGGUCUUCAAGGAUUAGGUGUAAUGGAUCCCAGGGUUUAUAUUAGCCCAUGAAUGUAAAGAGAUUAAUCACUCAUGAAAUGCUGCCUAUUAGAGAACCACAUUCACAAGGCACAUCAAUAAAAGGUUACAGAGAGAGAAAAAUAAGGAGCUGAUUACUACAAAAAAUACUUGAAAAUGUCUUAAACAUUUUAUUCCGUGUCUGUAACUACAGGCAGGUUUGGUAAAGGGAAGCUGUCAGGAAGUUUUUUCUGACAGAUCAAACGGAGCUCAGUAACUAGAGAACCCACAGAGGGGCUUAAAGAGAAAGAGUGAGCCACUGUAAGAUGAACACUGUCCAGACUAAGUCCUAGACAGCUGUUGGGCAACAUAGGACUUACAGUCAGCAGUGCUGUGCUGUGUACUUUCAAUUUUGUUAUGGGAGCAGGUCUCAUGUUGAAUAUUCUUUGGAAAAGGGUGAGGAGAAAAUCCAAAGAAAUGUGGGGAGGUUGUAAGUAUCUGUUACCUUGGAUGUGGUGAUGUGCUCAUGGGUGCAUGCAUAUGCCCAGACUCAUCACAUUGUACACAUUACAUAUACACACAUUUCUGUAUACCAAUGACAUACCUCAAUAGAUUUUUUAAAAUGACACCAUCCAAUGUGUAUUCCACACAUGUAAUGAGGAGAGCUGUAGUGGGUCUUCCAACCCUAGAAGCUUCUUGGUGCUGAGUCCCUAAAGUCAUUCUAAUCUUUUGUAUGUUUAAAAUUUUGUAAUUCCUUUUGAGCAAAUGGAAGGAAAAAGUAUUGGUCUCAAAUGGAACUUCCCAUGAGGUAGCAGCACGUGUGAGGAAGACACUAGGUUGCCUGCUCCUAGCUUCACAGAACUUUAGACUGCAAAGAAAGGCUGAGCUUUGCAAAGCAAAAGCCUACGCUCAGCUCUUCUCUCUCCCAAUGUCAUCAGCCUCCUAUGCCCACAUAGCCCCUAGCCUUCUCAUUCUUAAAUGAUUUCCUCUGCAGUCCUUGAUGGUUCAGAUAAACUAUGUGAUGAAUCUUGGCAGCAAUAGCUCUUCUUUGUGGGAAGGUCAAGUGUCCUUUGCAGAAUGUGAAGCCCACAUUUUACUUAUGUCCUUUCUCACCUGCUCCCACAGAAAACUCAAAAUCACCCUUGAGGACACUGCAGCUUCCCAGUAUAACAAUUUCCAAAAAAUCCAGGAGUAUUAUCCACUCUUCCCCUGUACUUUUAUAAGCCUUUGUUCCUAUCUCUCUCUCUCUUUUUAAUUUAUUUGACAGGUAGAGUUAUAGACAGUAAGAGAGAGAGACAGAGAGAAAAGUCUUCCUUCUGUUGGUUCACUCCCCAAAUGGCCGCUAUGGCCGGAGCUACGCUGGUUUGAAGCCAGGAGUCAGGUGCUUCUUCCUGGUCUCCCAUGGGGUGCAGGGCCCAAGCACUUGGGCCAUCCUCCACUGCACUUCUGGGCCACAGCAGAGAGCUGGCCUGGAAGAGGAGCAACCAGGACUAGAACCCGGUGCCCAUAUGGGAUGCCGGCGCCACAGGCAGAGGAUUAACCAAGUGAGCCACGGUGCUGGCCCCUGUUCCUAUCUCUAAUUAGAACACCAUCACAUUAAAGUUAAGUGUUAGAGUUGAGAACAAGUCUUGUCUCUCAAUAAUUUAGUGACAAACACAGUCCUUGCAGAUAGUAGAUAGUCAAUGCAGUUUUUAAACAAAUGAAUACUCAUUGUAAGUCUUUUCUUUUCCUGAGUUUUUUUUUUAUUCCCAUUUUCAUUCAGCUAUUCCUCAUAUGUCACAUUUUUUAACAUUUCACCAAACUGGUGUGUAUCUUCAGGGUGUGUCCCAAUUUGUCCCUAAUAUUUCUAAAAUGGACCAUGGGAUUACACUCUAACUGAGGUUUAUCCAGGGUAGAGAAUUUCCCAGAGCAUAAGUAAUAUAUAGCUCUCUUUCUAGACUCCAUAUAGUUACUGUUUAAACUUGUACUGACUCUUACUUGAAGUAGAGUCAAACCUUGACAGUGAGUAGUAGGAAAAGUGGUGACUUGAAGCUUGAGCAGGACCUGAGCUAAGGGCACUGACCCAACUCUGGAAUGGGCUCUUUAGAUAGGCAGCAAGUUUUCUAAAUGAGCCCCAGAGACAUCAAGGGCAUUCAGGGGGUUCUGAUAGAUGAGGACCAGGCUGUUGCAAUUAUUGGAACUGGAGAAGUGAGUGGCAACAGAAGGCUGCCAUUCAAUUUUGGAGCAGGACUUCAAUCAUCAGUUGGAAAAAUUGAGAUUCAAACCCCAAUCCCUGGACAGAGAGUUUACCAAGGGCUUACGCAAAUUAAGCCCAAGAAGACUGGAGGUCAAAGAAGGGCCAUAUUUUAAUGGGAAACUAGGAUACUGAGAAUCCAAUGGCUCUGGAGUCAUAAAGACCUUUGUUAAAUUCCAUCUUCUCCACUUUCCAAGUCUAAUUUUCCUCAGGUGAAAAUGGGAAUAAUAAUACCUACUUUAAGGCACCUCUAUGAAGGCUUAGUAAAUAAUGCAUGUAGUGUCUAAUAUAGUGUUAGUGCUUCAGAAAUGUUAUUGCAGAUUAAAAUGUAUAAAUGGAAUGUAAAUUAAAUGAUUUUUAAAGGUUUGUUUAUUUAUUUUAAAGGUAGAGUGACAGAGACAGAGGCAAAGUGGGGCGAGGGGGGUCUUCCAUUUGCUGGUUCACUUCCCAAAUGGCUGCAAUGCCUGGAGCUGGGCCGAUUUGAAGCCAGGAGCCAGAAGCUUCUUCCAGGUCUCCCAUGCGGGUGCAGGGGUCCAAGGACUUGGGCCAUCUUCCACUGCUUUCCCAGGACAUAGUAGUGAGCACUAUUGGAAGUGGUACAGCCAAGCCUCGAACCGGUGCCCACAUGGGAUGCCGGCACUGCAGGCUGCUGCUUUACCUGCUACCCCAAAGCGGCAACCCCAGUUAAAUGAAUUUUAGAAUAACUUCACUUUUGAAGCUUAUAAGAGGAAUUAUGCCCUAAGAACAUUUUAUGAUUAUUUUUAACACUUUCUUUAGGAAAAAUACUAUAGUUUUUGAAAUAUGACUAGAGUGACUGAUAUGAAUUUGUUGAGAAUGGUUUAUAAAGUUAGCAUAGCUCAUAUGACUGCUUGUCAUAACAACUGUGUCAAUAGUAGGAUUAUAACAAAUACACUUAUUUUCAAAUUUUACUUUAAGGUAACAUGAUAAGUCACAAAUCUUUGAAAUCAGGCUUUUUAAAGGUAUGAAUUCAGAUUCAUCAACCUAGUCGAAUUUUUCUCUGAAGUAAAGUUCAAUACUUGUUAGAAAUCUUCGUGUAAGCACUUUUCCCGGUCCGGUACUAUUUUCCUUUUCAUAUCCAAUAAUCUAAAACUUAAGAGGGGUGGGUCCUGCCCAGUAGGGGUUGUGUGCUGCUGUGAUCCCACAUUUGACCUUCUGAGAGCUGGGAGUGGCAAGAUCUGGGAGAAUAAAAAGCUUUUCUCAGAGGGCCAGAGACCUGUCGUGAAUGUCCCGUUGGCUGCUCUGCACUGCACUCCAUCGGCAUUGUCACGUCGACUCGACAUUCAUAGAGCAUCCGCUGCCACUCACCUGAAAGAAGCCCUUGUCCUAAGACAUUGUCGGAGAAGAUGAUGUCUGCUCAAGACAUGGCUAAAGUAAUGAUUGUCAUGUUUGCAAUUUGUUUUCUUGCCAAAUUGGAUGGGAAACCUGUGCAGAAGAGAGCUGUGAGUGAAAUACAGUUCAUGCACAGCCUGGGCAAACAUCUCACAGUGAUGGAGAGGGUAGAAUGGCUGCGGAAGAAGAUGCAGGAGGUGCACAAUUUUAUUGGCCUCAGAGUUCCUCUAGCUCCCAGAGAAGGGGGUUCCCAGAGGCCUCGAAAAAAGGAAGACAAUGUCUCAGUUGACAGCCAUCACAAAAGUCUUGGCGAAGCAGACAAAGCUGACGUGGAUGUGUUAGUGAAAGCUAAAUCCCAAUGACAACAGAUGCGAUCCGAGCACUGCUCUAGCAGUGCCAGAGCAACGAUGCUGGGCAACAGUACUACUUGCUGCUAACUUUUCCAACCGCUAUUAAGAUUGCCAAGUGCAAGGAUUUCUAAUGAUACCAAGCUUGAUGUGUAAUCCAGUGCCAUCUGCGACAAUUGCAAUUUUAACUGUUUCUUUUGAUUCUGCUUUUAUUCAUUUGAGAGCUCUUUUAAUUAAUCUAGUUCUAUUGUUUAUUCUUUUCCAAGUAUGUUAUUGCGUAACUAAUAAAAGAAUAAAUUUGCAUAUUUUAAUUUCUCUUAUUACAGUGCAAAAUAAAAA